Molecule: messenger RNA, 1227 nt
Organism: Anopheles cruzii
Lineage: Eukaryota; Metazoa; Arthropoda; Insecta; Diptera; Culicidae
Exons: 5
Coding region: 1-1227 (408 amino acids)
Source: RefSeq, a predicted model, not a curated record
AUGUCCGCGUUGAGUAAGUGUUUCUAUCAGGCGACUGCGGGUCGUUCCUGUCGUGAUCUGUGCCACCCAGAGUACCGGACCUGCUGGCAGUCGUUUGUCGGGAUCACCGGAAGCUUGCUGCCGGGCAGCUUCAAGCUGUACCUAACGUUGCUGGUGAUUCCUCCCCUGGUAAAGGGGGGCGGUUAUACGGCCGAGUACUGGAAGAAUCACAUCCUGGGGUACGCAGGAAUCUCUAUCAAAACCUACAUUCAAGCCAUCAGCGGGCUGACGCUGCAGUGUCUGUUCUACCACAUGUUUGGACGGCUGCACUACUACCUGCUGAUGGGCAUCCCGGGACUCGUCAGUGCAGCGCUCGUCCCGAAGCUUCCGAAAGUCCAUCUCCGGCUGCAGGGCAUCACCUACUUCAACAUGAUGCUCGAGGUGAUGAUCAAGAAGAGUGGCCUGGGCUGGGUGCGAACACUGCGCCACUCGAAGGUCUGGGCGACGGGCUGCUUCAUGGUGUUCAGUGCGGCCAUCAUGCACGUGCUGCGGGCCGGCACCGCCAAUCAAUUCUGGAUCAUGUACCCCGCUCGCGAACCAGUCGGCGAACCAGCUCCUUCGCUCCGAGGGCCGUGCCUGCACGAAGAGCCGUGCGUUUGGUACAUACUCGAUGGCACGUGGAAGUACGCGCUGGUAGGCCUCACGAUCGAGGCGGCACACGUGCUCGUGUCCAACGGGCUGGCGCUCCUCAGCCAGUCGCCGGGCGGCCGCUGUCUGGACGAGCUGCGCAACUCGAUCGACGGUGCGUUGAUGCUGUUUCUGGCCACGUACGUCAGCUGCUACCGCGGUAUCAGCUGCCUACUCGCGCGCCGCGCCGGCCAGGAGCAUCCCACGCAGGCCCGGGUGGCGGGCCUCCUGAGCGGGGCCGCCUAUCUGCUGUACCCGCGGUAUCAAGUCUUUACGCUCGGGUUUACCAAGUUCUUGGAGAUGGUGUGGGAACAUCUGCUCAGCACGGUCAGCGUGCGCCCCAGGUGGAUGGUGCUGCUCGCGGGAGUUCCCUGGCUGCGCCUGGUGCACAUGGUGUCCAUCGGGUACAUGUACCACGCGCUAGUGUUCCAUUCGCACCUGUCACCGGCGUUCAACUCGAAGUGUGUCAACUACUGCUCGAACUUUCGCGUCGAACGCAUCAAGCGACGGCUCGUCGGAUGGAUGCUCGAGAGCUCCUGGCACCAGAAGGGGGGCUGCUGA